CUUCCUUAAUUACUCUAUGGCUAUUCCUUUCGAUUGCAAGGGCAACUCCAAUUCCUCAAAGCAUGCUACUCUCUUUUUAGUACUCAUUUUAUUGUUUAGCACUAGAGCAUGUUGUGACGAUCAUCCACGUGCAUCUAAGGGGAUCAAUUGCUUGGAGAGUGAAAGAAGAGCUCUACUUGCCAUCAAGUCUGACAUGUAUCAUGACUCUUCUUACCAGUGGCUUUCUUCUUGGACCGGUUACGACUGUUGCAAGUGGAGAGGAGUCACUUGUGACAACGCCACCAGCCAUGUCAUUAUGCUUGACCUUCACUUUGAUCAAUAUUCUUUACUUCCCAAUGAAAAAAACAUUGGCAGGCUUCACAACUUGAUGCAUUUUGAUGCUUCUACGAAUAACUUGAUGGGGCAAAUACCCUUGAGUUUGGGUGAUCUAUGCAACUUGGAAUAUCUUGCUUUGUAUGAGAAUAAUAUUGGUGGAGAAUUAACAAAUCUACUUGAUGGUUUGUCUAAAUGCCCACAAGGAUCCAACUUAGGGUACUUGAACAUUUAUGACAAUAAGUUGAGUGGGUUAUCUCCUUCAAAUCCCUGGCAAUUAGCUCAACUGGAAUACUUGGAUAUCUCAUCCAAUUCAUUAAGGGGCAAUAUGACUGAUGCUCACUUCUCCAAGCUCACUAACUUGCAGUAUUUGAAUAUGUCUUAUAACUCCUUGAAUUUGAUUUUAUCAGAUGAUUGGCUUCCUCCUUUUCAUGCUCUCUGGGUUGAUAUGAGCUAUUGUCAUUUGGGAACUAGAUUUCCUUCCUGGAUUCAAACGCAAACAACUUUAAUGAGAUUAUGUUUAUCUGGUGUUGGACUCUUUGGACCUAUUCCAGCUUGGUUCUCGGAUUUCAUAUUAGAAAAUUCUCUUUACUACCUAGACUUAAGCUCGAAUGAAUUGAAUGGUGAGUUACCUUCUAUUCUUUGUAAACAUACAGAUCUCACCAAUAACUCCUUUGAAGGACUGACUUUCUUCAGCUUUGUGGGGUAUGAAGUUUUAAAGUUGUCGAAUAAUCAUAUCAGUGGUACUCUUCCAUCUUUAUUUUGCAACAUUACUUCUCUAUUUAUACUCGAUCUAUCCAACAACUAUUUAUCCGGAGAAAUACCAAAUUGCUAUGACUCAUAUCUAUAUUAUUAUCAACUGCUAUUUCUGCACUUGGGAAAUAAUAAUUUGUCCGGACCAUUUCCUUCCUUUUUGAAAAAUUGUAAGUAUUUAGUUACCCUUGAUCUUGGCGGGAAUGGAUUUUCUGGUGAAAUACCAAGGUGGGUGGGAGGGGCCCUCCCAGAUCUGAGGUUUCUUCGUUUGAGCUCGAACUCAUUCCAUGGAGUUAUUCCAAACAGCAUAACAAAUUUGUCUUCCCUUCAAAUUUUGGAUCUUUCCUCCAACAAACUUUUUGGGAGAAUACCUUCAUCCCUUGGCAAUUUCAGUCAUAUGGUUGUUAAACAAAACUAUACUGAGAAUUUGUUUCGAAUGCCUUACAAAGUAGCUACUUAUUAUGAUGACAACAUCAUAAUAACUGCAAAAGGGUCAACCAAUGAAUACACCAAAGCUCUCAGGGUUGUAACAAGUAUAGAUCUGUCGAAUAAUGAACUUUCUGGGGAGAUUCCAAAAGAGAUCACGAAGCUCCUAGGAUUGUGCUUCCUCAACUUAUCCAACAACCAUUUGACAGGAAGGAUUCCAGAAAAUAUAAGCGCCAUGACAGAAUUGGAGUCUCUUGACUUGUCAAUGAACCGUUUAAGUGGAGAAAUUCCAUCCGGACUAUCUACUUUAAAUUUUCUGUGCUUCUUGAAUCUCUCCCAUAAUAACUUGUCAGGAAGAAUCCCAACGGGAAGUCAAUUUUCAACCUUCAGUGGCUCCAGCUAUGCCAACAACAUGGGCCUUUGUGGUGUGCCACUUCCAGAGUGUCCUGGUGAUGAAGCUCAUCAACCACCAUCUAAAGCAGGAGAUGAAGAAUAUGAUGAGAAGCUUGAAAGAAUUCUAGAAUACGCCUUUGUUGUUGUCGGAUUCAUAGUUGGAUUUUGGGCAUAUUUGAGCAUAAUAUUCAUGAAAAAGUCCACAAGAAUUACUCUCUUCCGGAUGGUGGAUAAGAUGUAUGAUUGGAUGUAUGAGUUGGAAGUGCUCAAGUCAAAAAGGUAAAAACGCGCUUAAGCCCUUAGAAUUUUCCAUCUACUUGAUCAUAUUUAGUUGUGAAUGUGAUUGUGUAGGAUGAAAGUGUGGUGUGAAAGUUGAAACUAUAAAAGCUGAAGUUUGAGUGGUAUAAUGAUAUUAUCCUACCUUAUCAUCUAUUUUUCAAAGGAAGGAAAUAGUUACAAAAGACAUCGACUCAACUCCCAACACUACAAAAAAAAAAAAAAUAAGACAAAAUUUGGAACGAAUUUUAAAAAUAAAUUUAUAGUAAAAAUUUUUGAGAUAAAAUCAGGGACGAAAAUUUUUUCGUCCCAAAAUGGUUGAUGCCAACUUUUGGAACGAAUUAUGACUUGUUGCAAAUUUGACAACAAAUUUGAGGACAAAAUUGAUGACGAAUAAAAUUUUCAUCCCCAAAUUCGUUGCAAAAAAGUAUACAAAUUUGCAACGAAAAUUAUUUUUGUUGCAAACUUAGGAACGAAUUUGGGGGCGAAUUCACAUAAUUUUUUUGCCAAAUUUGUCUCUAUUUUUGCAACAAAUUUGGGGACGAAUUCGGUGACAAAUUAUUUUUUGUUACCAAGUUUGUCCCUAAUAUUACAACCAAUUUGGGUCGGUGACAAAAUUUUUUUUGUUACCAUUUUUGUUCCUAAUUUUGCAACGAAUAAUAAAUUUGUUGUAAAACUGACAAUGAAUUUAGCAACAAAAACUUGUCAACGAUUUAAAUUAUCAUUGCCAAAUUCAUUGAUAAAUUUCAUAAGCAUUUGAUAAAUUUUCGUCCCAGAAUUCGUCUCAGAUUUUGGGAUGAAUUUUGUGGAUUCGUCUCAAAUUCUGGGACGAAUCCACAGAUUCGUCUCAGAUUCUGAGACGAAAUCUGGGAUGAAAAUAAUUUUCUGUGCUUCUUGAAUCUCUCCCGUAAUAACUUGUCCGGAAGAAUCCCAACGGGAAGUCAAUUUUCAACCUUCAGUGACUCCAUCUAUGCCAACAACAUGGGCCUUUGUGGUGUGCCACUUCCAGAGUGUCCUAGUGAUGAAGCUCAUCAACCACCAUCUAAAGCAGGAGAUGAAGAAUAUGAUGAGAAGCUUGAAAGAAUUCUAGAAUACGCCUUUGUUGUUGUCGGAUUCAUAGUUGGAUUUUGGGCAUAUUUAAGCGUAAUAUUCAUGAAAAAGUCCACAAGAAUUACUCUCUUCCGGAUGGUGGAUAAGAUGCAUGAUUGGAUGUAUGAGUUUGGAAGUGCUAAGUCAAAAAGGUAAAAAUGCGCUUAAGCCCUUGGAAUUUUCCAUGUACUUGAUCAUAUUUAGUUGUGAACGUCAUUGUCUAUGAUGAAAGUGUAUAUUUAGUUGUGAAUGUCAUUGUGUAGGAUGAAAGUGUGAUGUG
Messenger RNA from Zingiber officinale, 3529 nucleotides. Its product is annotated as receptor-like protein EIX2. The record is from RefSeq and is a predicted model, not a curated record. Lineage: Eukaryota; Viridiplantae; Streptophyta; Magnoliopsida; Zingiberales; Zingiberaceae. The coding region runs from base 17 to 2167 and encodes 716 amino acids. The transcript is spliced from 2 exons. Gene Ontology annotation, molecular function: protein binding.